This is a messenger RNA of Peromyscus maniculatus bairdii (prairie deer mouse), 5083 nucleotides long. It is a transcript of the gene Rabgef1, whose product is annotated as RAB guanine nucleotide exchange factor 1. Gene Ontology annotation, cellular component: endocytic vesicle; cytosol. Lineage: Eukaryota; Metazoa; Chordata; Mammalia; Rodentia; Cricetidae. Gene Ontology annotation, biological process: vesicle-mediated transport. The record is from RefSeq and is a predicted model, not a curated record. Gene Ontology annotation, molecular function: DNA binding; guanyl-nucleotide exchange factor activity; small GTPase binding.
UCUCUCCGCCCCGGCCGAGUUCUCCACGGCUCGGCGGGACUCGGGCUCCCGGGAGGACGCGAUGCCCGCUCGCCUGCUGCCGCUCCGGUCCCGUCCGAGUCCCGAGUUGUGGUCGCGGCCGGGAGGGUCACAUUCGGACCCCGCGGAAGAAGAUGAGCCUGAAGUCCGAACGCCGGGGAAUUCAUGUGGAUCAAUCUGAGCUCCUGUGCAAGAAAGGAUGCGGUUACUACGGCAACCCUGCCUGGCAGGGUUUCUGCUCCAAGUGCUGGAGGGAGGAGUACCACAAGGCCCGGCAGAAGCAGAUCCAAGAGGACUGGGAACUGGCAGAAAGACUUCAGCGGGAGGAGGAAGAGGCCUUCGCUAGCAGCCAGAGCAGCCAGGGAGCUCAGUCCCUCACAUUCUCCAAGUUCGAGGAAAAGAAAACCAAUGAGAAGACCCGCAAGGUCACCACGGUGAAGAAGUUCUUCAGUGCCUCUUCCAGGGUUGGAUCCAAGAAGGCAGAAAUUCAGGAAGCCAAAGCUCCCAGUCCCUCCAUAAACCGGCAAACCAGCAUUGAGACGGAUCGAGUGACUAAAGAGUUCAUAGACUUUCUCAAGACCUUCCACAAGACAGGCCAAGAAAUCUAUAAACAGACGAAGAUGUUUUUGGAAGCAAUGCAUUACAAAAGGGAUUUAAGCAUUGAGGAGCAGUCAGAAUGUACUCAGGACUUUUACCAGAAUGUGGCCGAAAGAAUGCAGACUCGUGGGAAAGUGCCUCCAGAGAAAGUGGAGAAGAUAAUGGAUCAGAUUGAGAAGCACAUCAUGACCCGUCUCUAUAAAUUUGUGUUCUGCCCUGAGACUACUGAUGAUGAGAAGAAAGAUCUUGCCAUUCAAAAGAGGAUCAGGGCUCUGCACUGGGUGACACCUCAGAUGCUCUGUGUCCCCGUCAAUGAGGAAAUCCCGGAAGUGUCUGACAUGGUGGUGAAAGCGAUCACAGACAUCAUUGAGAUGGACUCAAAGCGUGUGCCUCGGGACAAGCUAGCCUGCAUCACCAGGUGCAGCAAACACAUCUUCAACGCCAUCAAGAUCACCAAGAAUGAGCCAGCCUCUGCCGACGACUUCUUGCCCACCCUCAUCUACAUCGUCCUGAAGGGCAACCCCCCUCGCCUGCAGUCCAAUAUCCAGUACAUCACUCGCUUCUGCAAUCCCAGCAGGCUUAUGACGGGUGAAGAUGGCUACUACUUCACCAACCUGUGCUGCGCUGUGGCUUUCAUUGAGAAAUUGGAUGCUCAGUCGUUGAAUUUAAGUCAGGAGGAUUUUGACCGAUACAUGUCCGGCCAGACUUCCCCAAGGAAGCAGGAGUCUGAGAGUUGGUCCCCCGAAGCCUGCUUAGGUGUGAAGCAAAUGUAUAAGAACUUGGACCUCCUGUCUCAGUUGAAUGAACGGCAGGAAAGGAUCAUGAAUGAAGCCAAGAAACUUGAAAAAGACUUAAUAGACUGGACAGACGGAAUUGCCAAGGAAGUUCAAGACAUUGUUGAGAAAUACCCACUUGAGAUUAAGCCCCCAAACCAACCCUUAGCAGCCAUUGACUCUGAAAACGUGGAGAACGACAAGCUCCCGCCCCCACUGCAGCCGCAGGUGUACGCAGGGUGAUGUCUUGCUCAUGGCCAUAUUUACUUGGGGCUGAGUUCAGGGAGCUGCUGCGUUCCACUGUUCAGGUCUGGAAUACGAAGUAACUGCUUAAGUCAUCCAAGUAUUUUUAAGGUACAGUUUUAGGAAUUGUUUUGUUUAUUUUCUUUUUUCUUUUUCCUUUUUGUUAGCAGGGGAAGCUAGUAAAUAAUAAUGCACUAUUUAUUUGAGUUGGUGAAGUAGGGUUGUGUGAAUUCUGUUUCAAUCUUUUAUGUCCUCCCUGAUUUUCCCAUGGGCUUCCUCUGUGGUAGACACUGUUGUUGGUUUGGGGCAAAUAUGCCUUUAAAAGGAUAAAACAGAUACUACAAAGUCUAUGUUGAAAUGAAUCCGAUAUUCCCACACUCUCCCAGUGUGAAGUAAUUUUGUAAUUGUAAAGAUAGAAGAUAUGUUAAUAAGUAAAUAUGUAAAAUUGUAAAUAUGUAAAAAAAAUAGGGCUGGGGGAGGGAUGGUGUCCGCGUGCAUGGCAUUUCACAUGCUGUUUGGGUUUUUUAGGUGAAAAUGAAAUAUAUUGAAUGUUUGCCUUUAGCACCAUUUUAUUUGUUUUGUCCCACUAAAAAUAAUCAAAAAUUUUGGGCUUUCACCUUUAACAUUACAUUCGCACUAACUGCCCUAACUCUGAGGUCCUUUCGGGUACAUGGUAUGAAGUUGUGACACCAACUUCUAGGUCACAUGAGGUGUUGUUCUGGGCCCCUGGGAAGGUGGCUCAGUUUGUAAGUGCUUUCCACACUGGGGUGAGGAUCUGCACUCGGUGUCCAGCACCGUGUCAGAAGCUCAGCGUGGUGACAGGCACUUGUAAUGGCACUGCUGGGAGGCAGUGGCGGGCAGGGACCUGGUCCGUGACUAGCAAGCUUUGCCUCACCUCACCAGGGAGAGACCCUGGCCAAACCCUAAAUCUGGACAGACGGCUCCUGAGAAAUGGCACCCAAGACUGACCUCUGGCCUCCACAUGCCCACAUAUGUGCCUGCGUACCUGUGUACGCAUGUGAACCACACACACAUGAACACGUCACAGAGUUGCUGGUUAGUAUGGUUGACUCUGAACCGUGCUUCUAGCUUCCUCUCCCUUAAUCAUCCAACAAACUGCCCCACCUGUCGCGGGGCUUGUUGCUUUUCUGUUUUGUUUUUGCCCCUUGGGUUGUUUUUGUUUUUUAGGGUUUUUGUUUGGUUUGUUUUGUUUUUGAGACAGGCUGUUGCUAUAUAACCCAGGCUGGCCUCAAACUUCUGAUCCUCCUACCUCAGCCUCCCAAUGGUGGGACUUAUGGGUAUGUACCACCACACUCAGCUCAUUCAGACACGACAUCACUGAGUUCUGUGAUGCAGAGACUUGGUUUUGGAUGCAAGUUGGAAUGAGUGAAUGAGGCUUAUGGGGGUUGACAGGGAACUUCAAGCAAGAGGGUGCCUUGCAGCCUCCGGUCUCCUUUAUCAACAGGUAACAGUCAACAGAUUAAGUAAGCCUUUCAGAACUGACAUUAGUGGACUGAGAAUCCUGUUGCUGUGUAUAUUGUGGGAUAGUUGAGUAGCAUUCCUGCUUUCUGUACCCAGUAGAUGCCAGCAGCCCCCUGUGUUUGUGGGAUAAUGGUCUCCAUUCCUGGGGUGACACAGAUGCACAAUCCUGGUACUCAGGAGGUAGAGGCAGAAGGAUCAGGAGUUCAGGUCAUCCUUAUACACAUAGUGAGUUUGAGGCAAGCCUGGGCUGUGGCUAUCCUGUCUCAAAGAAAGAAAGAAAAAUUAAACUUGUCUCUGGACAUUAUUAAAUGUCUCCUGGGGGACAGAGCUAGCUAGCUCUUGCUUAGAAUCACUGGUCUCUUGCAAGCAAGGGGUUUGUGCUCCUGCUAGUUAAUAUGCUAUAACCAAAGAAUAUUGCGUUGAUUAUAUAGUCUAAUGCUACUUUUUGAUGUCUCCCUCAGAGAGGCCCUGCAGUGAGGACCCUUCUCUAAUCCUUGUGAAACUUUUUAUACCAUGAUUAUAUCAUGGAUGGAUGACUCUUCUACAUGGUUAUCAGCACCCUUGUGAAAUUAGGAAUUCUUCAGGACACCAUUCUUGAACAGUGUCAUGGCAUUCGAGCAGCUGAGAAAGGCUUUCUUCCUUUCUCAACAUAUUUUCCUAAAUGUUUACUACAAAAAUGUAGUAUAAUAAUUUUGGAAUAAAACUAGGGCAAAUAUAUAACUUAAAAAUAUUUAGUUUAUUUUUAAUUAUGUGUAUGUCUCUGUGUGCAUGUGCGUGUGAGUACAGGUACCUAUGGGGGACAGAAGAGGGCAUCAGAUCCCCUGGACCUAGAGUUACAGGCAGUUAGUAGUAAGCCACCUAAUAGAGUUGCUGAGAAUCAAACUCAGGUUCUCUGCAAGAACAGUAUGUGCUGUUAACCAUUGAGCCAUCUCACCAGAGUGAAAUAUAAAACUUCAAUGCUUUAUUUAAGCUGGUAUUAAAUAUACCAAAUUUGACACAUUUGACUCUUACUAAAGUCAUAAGACAGCUGAAUCAGCUGUCCCCAAUUACAGCCAGAAGGCAGUGAAUUACACUUAGAUGCAGUGAAGGGACUGAGGAGAUGGCCUGAUGCAAGCAUGAGGCCCUGAGUUUAAUUCUGAGAACCUGUGUUAAAAGCCUGGCUUAGUGGCAUAUCCUUGUAAUCCCAGCUCUGAGGAAGUGGAGACAGGAAGAUCCCUGGACUCAUGGGCCAGCCAGCCUAGUCUCCUGGGGGGAGUUCCAGGCCAAUGAGAGAUACUGUCUGUCUUCAAAAAACAAGGUGGGUAGCAUUUCAGAGGAACUAAAUUCAAGGUUGAUCUCUGACUUACACACACACAUAACCAGUUGGGAUCUUCACUCACAGUAACGUGGGCCCAGGUGAUUUCAGUGGCUAGCACACUUUCCUUUUCUUUUUCUCUACUUUCUAGGUGCUAAUCCAGGCCCACAUAGUCUAAAUUUUCCUGGAAACAUCCAGUUCUUUUAGGUGUACAUUAUUAAAUAGAAUAAUCAUAUCAAAGCUGGUGGGGUAGAAACAGAAGGAUCAAGAGUUCAAGGUCAAUUUGAUCCCCGGCACUGUAUAAACAAACAGAAAAAUAGUUCAGAGUCAGCCUUGGCUAUAUUAGGAUUUCAUGGCCAACCUAGGCUAUAACACCUUGUAUCAAAAAACCAAAAUAAGUACCCCUCAGCCUCUCACAAAAGCUGACUGCUGUGUUUCUUGCAGGUUGCUCACUGAAUUUCUGUGGAUAUGUCAUGUUGGUCCAGUGCUUGAGAUAAUGGUCUCAUGCCUCAGGUAGAGGCUUACAUUUCUCUUUAGUCAGCAUCACAACAGUGGCCAGAGAUUCUGUUUUCUGAACGUGAAAGUGUGGUAUUUAUGUAUUGUCAAUGUGAUUUGAAUCAAGUGUUGGGAAAGAUGUCCAUAUCAAUAAAAGUUUCAUGAUCCAUCCUUCUUCCAA